Messenger RNA from Onychomys torridus (southern grasshopper mouse), 4278 nucleotides. RefSeq names its product rabphilin 3A (gene Rph3a). The coding region runs from base 553 to 2589 and encodes 678 amino acids. Gene Ontology annotation, biological process: intracellular protein transport. The record is from RefSeq and is a predicted model, not a curated record. Gene Ontology annotation, molecular function: small GTPase binding. The transcript has 22 exons. NCBI's taxonomy places the organism in Eukaryota, Metazoa, Chordata, Mammalia, Rodentia, Cricetidae. Gene Ontology annotation, cellular component: membrane.
ACUGCCAAUCCCCGAUCGUUCUGGGGCGCCCAGCCUCCCCUCCUGGCCUCCCACCUCUCCUCCCGCAAGCAACGCGGCACAAUGCAUCGCGGUGGGAGGCAGGCUUGGCUCUCCUGCUCCAGGAAGCGAAGCGGCUGCCCCUCCCUCUGGAUCACACAGGGUUUUUGCAGUAGUGGUGACAGCCGGAUUGGGCACCCGGGAAGCAAUUGAUUCGUCUGCUGCCCGCAGCCCAGAGUUGCCUACGCUGCCCCGAAAGGGAGAGAGGAAAAAGGAGAGAGAGAGAGAGAGAGAGAGAGAGAGAGAGAGAGAGAGAGAGAGACUUACAAAACCUUCCAUCCAUGUGGAGUAGUCUGAGCGAAUCACUACCCACCGUCUGCGGACUCCAACUGCACUUAGUUUUCGCCUCUGCUGGGGGCACGUCUGCUGAUCUUUCAAGCCAAGUCGCCAGGACUUAACAUCUCCCCACCGGCAGGGAAGGCAAGGAGUUGGCAAGAAUUUGGCUCACUCAUUCUGUGGCAAUUUUCUACAAUCCUGGUGUACCAGCCUUCCACCAUGACUGACACUGUGGUGAACCGAUGGAUGUACCCUGGUGAUGGCCCACUUCAGUCAAAUGACAAGGAACAGCUUCAGGCAGGAUGGUCUGUCCAUCCCGGAGCGCAGACCGACAGGCAGAGGAACCAGGAAGAGCUGACAGACGAGGAGAAGGAGAUCAUCAACCGGGUGAUUGCUCGGGCAGAGAAGAUGGAGGCGAUGGAACAGGAGCGCAUUGGGCGCCUGGUGGACCGUCUGGAGAACAUGAGGAAGAAUGUGGCCGGGGAUGGUGUGAACCGCUGCAUUCUGUGCGGAGAGCAGCUGGGUAUGCUGGGCUCUGCCUGUGUCGUGUGUGAAGACUGUAAGAAGAAUGUCUGCACCAAGUGUGGUGUUGAGACCUCCAAUAACCGCCCACAUCCAGUAUGGCUCUGUAAGAUCUGCCUUGAGCAGAGGGAGGUCUGGAAGCGCUCAGGAGCAUGGUUCUUCAAGGGUUUCCCAAAACAGGUCCUUCCACAGCCCAUGCCUAUAAAGAAGACCAAGCCCCAGCAGCCUGCUGGUGAGCCUGCCGCCCCGGAGCAGCCUACAGCCCGGGCUCCAGCUCGAGGUGACAUGGAGGAGAGGAGGGCCCCAGGUCAGAAGCCAGGCCCCGACCUCACCUCUGCUCCCGGGCGAGGAAGCCAUGGGCCUCCCACUCGCAGGGCCUCUGAGGCACGAAUGAGUACAGCUUCCCGGGAUUCUGAGGCCUGGGACCAAGGUCACGGUGGGGGUGCUGGAGACACUAGCCGGAGCCCAGCAGGUGAGAGAGGUUUGAGGAGGGCUAACUCAGUCCAGGCCUCCCGUCCCGCCCCGGCCUCAAUGCCAAGCCAGGCACCUCCUCAGCCUGUGCAGCCAGGGGCCCCUGGGGGCAGCAGGGCCGCUCCCGGGCCAGGACGCUUUCCAGAGCAGAGUGCAGAGGCUCCUCCAAGUGACACUGGCUACCCAGGGGCUAUCGCCCCAGCCCGGGAGGAGAGGACAGGACCUGCUGGGGGCUUCCCGUCAGCUCCCCACAUGGCAGGCCCCUAUUCCCAGGCGGCCCCUGCCCGCCAGCCACCACCUGCAGAGGAGGAGGAGGAGGAAGCCAAUAGUUACGACUCAGAUGAAGCAACCACUCUGGGUGCCCUGGAAUUCAGCCUUCUCUAUGACCAGGACAACAGCAACCUGCAGUGUACCAUCAUCAGAGCAAAGGGACUGAAGCCCAUGGACUCCAAUGGCUUGGCAGAUCCGUAUGUGAAGCUGCAUCUGCUGCCUGGCGCCAGCAAGUCCAACAAGCUUCGUACGAAGACCCUGCGCAACACGCGGAACCCUGUGUGGAACGAGACACUGCAGUACCAUGGCAUUACAGAGGAGGAUAUGCAGAGAAAGACACUCAGGAUCUCCGUGUGUGAUGAGGACAAGUUCGGCCACAAUGAGUUCAUUGGUGAGACCAGGUUCUCACUCAAGAAGCUGAAGCCUAACCAGAGGAAAAAUUUCAACAUCUGCCUCGAGCGGGUGAUCCCGAUGAAGCGUGCAGGGACCACUGGGUCAGCCCGUGGCAUGGCACUCUAUGAGGAGGAGCAGGUGGAGCGAAUUGGCGACAUAGAGGAACGUGGAAAGAUCCUGGUGUCCCUCAUGUACAGCACACAGCAGGGCGGCCUCAUUGUGGGCAUUAUCCGCUGUGUGCACCUGGCCGCCAUGGAUGCCAAUGGCUACUCAGACCCUUUUGUCAAGCUCUGGCUGAAACCAGACAUGGGGAAGAAAGCCAAGCAUAAGACUCAGAUUAAAAAGAAAACCCUGAACCCUGAGUUUAAUGAGGAGUUUUUUUAUGACAUCAAGCACAGCGACCUGGCCAAAAAGUCCCUGGAUAUCUCAGUGUGGGAUUACGACAUCGGCAAAUCUAACGAUUACAUCGGAGGCUGCCAGCUGGGGAUCUCCGCCAAGGGUGAGCGCUUGAAACAUUGGUAUGAAUGUCUGAAGAACAAGGACAAGAAGAUUGAACGUUGGCACCAGCUGCAGAACGAGAACCACGUGUCGAGUGAUUAGGACCUAGUGCCCCAGUGCCCCCCAUCUCCGCCCCAGCUGGUCUUCCCUCUCAGAGCCGCCCUUGCUACCCUUGAGCCUUUGACGUCUCCCCCACUUCAGACUGCUGCCAAAGACCCGCUCCCUGGGCUGUAGGGUCUGUAUGCGAGCCCUUUCUGGUCCCUGGGAUGGGGGGGGGUGGUGGUAGUGGAGAGAUGUUUACAAAGGGGCUUGCUCUGACCUUGAACACAUAUAAGGUCAUUCCCUGUGUCCUGUCUACAUGUCCCCUUGGGCAGUGGCAGAGCCUCAGACUGUAAGGACCAGCUCAGGGGCAGAAAUUGUACAUCAAGGCCGCCUCUGUCCCCCACCCCAAACACUCCAGAAUAAAACAGACCCACCCCUGACUCUAGACACACCAGGAAAUAGACACACAGAAUACACAGAGGGCCUGCACCCCUUCCUCCAGGAAGAUGCCCACCUGCUUCCUAGGAAAAACGAAUCCCCCGCUCUCUCUCUUUCUCCCUGCACCAACCUCUUCUGGCUCAUCUUCCAUCCUAACAUUGCCCCGCACCCAUCCUCAUGCCCCCCUGCUCUACUGCCUCUCUUCUACUCCCCCUCCACAAUGGAGGAUGCGAGACAGAGCCUCACCCUGCCCCCGUGCCGGUGCCCCUCGCCAGCCUAGUCAGCAACCUCACAAGCUGGAUAAGCCUGGGCCCCACACCUCUGAAGUCACAUCUCCUGUUGGCAUGCCUGGCUGUCCUCGGGCCUGGGGUCUGCAGCGGGCACAGCCUGGGUGCAUGGCAGCCUUCUUCUAGUACUAUAGAUACCUUGUGGUCCAGGAUCUCUUUCUCGUCCCUGGCUCCCCAAAUGGGCACAGGUGGCACAGAGCUCUGGAUCUGAGGGGACCUCCUCCCAGGUCCCAAUGCUUCUCCCCUUCUACUCUUCGGCAAUGAACAAAGGAACCGCCCCCCACUCCCACUCAGAGCCAACUCUGUUCUCUGUCUCUUCCCUAAGGUUCCUAGGGGCGAUCAAAUAACAGUAUUACAAACUCCAAGCAGGGCAGAACCCUCCUAGUCUAUCACAAAUCAAGAGGAAUGUGCAUCCGAGGCUGGAGUCGGGCCGUCUUCCACGCACGAGAAGAAAGUCUCAUUUUUUUUUCCCAUUUUGACAGUCUUUCCCCGUCAGUGUCCCAAGCCGUCCCCCUCCCCCCCCCAGGCAGUCAAACCAAGACUAAAUCUCUCAUUCCCAACUCAGUCCUGCUUGUUCCUUUCAAUAUCCCUUGGGAUACCCCCUACUCACAGCAACGCUUGCUGUGCCUGAGGGACUCUCGUGUUGCCCUGAAAUGACUCUCUUCUAGAAUCUGGUUCUCUGCCUGCCCCAAAGUGGCCGACAGUCCCCCACUACCGCCUCCUUCCCCGCUACCUUUGACUCUCUGUUCAGUCCCCACGGUCCCCACGCUCUGCCCACCUCCCUGUCACGGUCACCCUUAGGAGAAAGCAUGCUGGCUGUGUUGUCCAAGCCUAAUGCUGGUUUUGGCUCUGGUCUCGGAAUGCAGCCUGCUUGAAGCGCCCUGACGCCAUCCCCCACUCAUGCACCCAUCCCUUCACGUAGAACACAUGCCCUCCCCCUCCCCAGGUGCAUGCACAAUGCCCACUGCCUUUACUUUGCACUGAUGUAGCCAAAAAAUAAAGUAGGAAUAUCUGGGAAAGCGAU